Messenger RNA from Labrus mixtus (cuckoo wrasse), 1694 nucleotides. RefSeq lists its product as uncharacterized. The transcript is spliced from 2 exons. The record is from RefSeq and is a predicted model, not a curated record. Lineage: Eukaryota; Metazoa; Chordata; Actinopteri; Labriformes; Labridae. The coding region runs from base 1008 to 1694 and encodes 228 amino acids.
GAAUGAUCCCGUCUGUCUGCUUCUCAAAGACGCUUCAGUUUCACAACGAGUGGUCAAAGUGAGGCUGGUGAAGAGAAGCUCCUCUCUGGAUCUGAAUGAUGCUGCAGUGAUGGACGCCAUGUUGAAGCAGCUCAAACAGAAGCUGAAGGAUCAGGGGCUGAAAGAAGAAGACGUCAAACUGAGCUGGAGGAAGCAGGCGGACGGGAAGGUGUUCCACAAAGAGGAGAAGAAGAAGAGGAUGAUUACAAAACCAAAAGACGAGCUGUAGACUAGUGGAAGAUGUUUGUCAUUGGUCAAUGGAUCGUUCCCAUGUUUAUCAUACGGUACAAAAGAGUUCUUGUAUUUCAUUGGUACAGAGGCUGAAACCUGAAGCACGUCUGUUUCCUCUUAUAAUCCUCACUUUACUGAUUCAAAGAUUCAAAGAUUCAAAAAACUUUAUUGUCUAUCACAUUGUGACAGAAAAUGACCUUUUGUUGAGGCUCAACAUGAAAACAUUCACACUAACACUCACAUCAGGUCAUAAAUAGCUAAAAGUACCUUAAACAGGUAAAAACACAUGCACAGCAUUUAAAAAACAUUGCUUAUCUAGCCUUGUUUAAAAUGCGUAUUGCAGUGGGAAUAAAAUAGUUUUUGUAAGUUUUCUUUUCGCCAGUGGUAUUCUAAAACGACUUCCUGUUUGGUCUCGUUCAGUCUCUUAACUGUAACGAGGUGAUCAUGUUUCUGUAUUUGUAAAGUAUAACUCUUUCUCUUUAAGUCUAAUCAUUCUGUUCAAAUCCUAAAAGCUGAGCAGGCACUACAACAUCGCCACGGCUACAAACCUGCAUGUUAUCAUUUGACAGAUGAAGCCAUGUUCAUUGCAUGUGUCUGUGUUAAAUAAAGGAAUACAAUAAAUAACUGUACAAGAAGACUGUCUCUUUAGAUUCAUAUUGUUUCAUAAGGAAGGGGAGAAUAAGCAUUUAUCCACCUGAUCCAUUCCAUCCAUGUGUUUCUGGAAUAUGGAAUAAAUAAUGUCAGCUGCAGCAACUUCCAGUCCACUGCAGCCCCUUCCAGUCAGCUGCAGCACCUUCCAGUCCGCUGCAGCCCCUUCCAGUCCGCUGCAGCACCUUCCAGUCCGCUGCAGCAACUUCCAGUCCGCUGCAGCCCCUUCCAGUCAGCUGCAGCACCUUCCAGUCCGCUGCAGCACCUUCCAGUCCGCUGCAGCCCCUUCCAGUCAGCUGCAGCACCUUCCAGUCCGCUGCAGCACCUUCCAGUCCGCUGCAGCACCUUCUAGUCAGCUGCAGCACCUUCCAGUCAGCUGCAGCACCUUCCAGUCAGCUGCAGCCCCUUCCAGUCCGCUGCAGCAACUUCCAGUCCGCUGCAGCCCCUUCCAGUCAGCUGCAGCCCCUUCCAGUCAGCUGCAGCACCUUCCAGUCAGCUGCAGCACCUUCCAGUCCGCUGCAGCACCUUCCAGUCAGCUGCAGCACCUUCCAGUCCACUGCAGCACCUUCCAGUCAGCUGCAGCACCUUCCAGUCCGCUGCAGCACCUUCCAGUCCGCUGCAGCACCUUCCAGUCCGCUGCAGCAACUUCCAGUCCGCUGCAGCCCCUUCCAGUCAGCUGCAGCACCUUCCAGUCCGCUGCAGCAACUUCCAGUCCGCUGCAGCAACUUCCAGUCCGCUGCAGCCCCUUCCUGUCAGCUGCUCGGUCUUUCAGUUAA